AUGUCGGAGGAAUCAGGAAGCUCUGAUUCUCAUAACAACCUUGGCAAUAAAAGAGCCUUGCUGAAGUAUAUUUCGCUGUAUCCGGAGAGACGUUAUGCCAUUCAGUUCAAGAUGGAGGCGAGAUCCACAAGUCAGCGUAAACCAGCCACCUCCACACAGGCCUCCACCUCAUCACAGCCUUCCACCUCACCGCGACCAUCCUCAGUGCCUGUAUCCUCCCUGCGGUCAUUGUUGACAGGGAAAGGUGUGUCCCAGCAGAGCAUCCACAAGUCUGUCAAGAGGCUGUUUAUGCCACCAAAGUUUCAUCCAUCAGCUGUAUCUGUGUGCCCCCCAGUUUGUGAGGACAGUGGGAGACCUGCUGGAUCUAAUCCCAGCCUUGGUCCCCAGCUUCAAACCGACACUCCUCAAACCUCUCAGGAUGCGGAAAUGCUCUGCACUCAUCAAGCUCCCCAGCAAGAUGCUCCUAGUGUGGCAGAGGAACAGCCUUCAACAUCAUCAUGCUCCACCAGUCAUGAUGACUCUGUUGGACCAGACAACAUUGAGGGCUUCCAAGCUGUCCAGGACUUGACGGGACACUUAUUCACAUUAAAAGACCACAGUCUUGCCCUGUCAAGAGAGGAGGCUGCUCAUAUCAUUGCCCUAUGGGAGUGUUUGUCAGAGUAUGACAAAAAAAAAACAGUCUACCCUCCACGCUUUCAAGACACAAUCCCCAAAGGGAGAUUCGGGGCCACAAAAAAAAAUGUUGCACCUGGUGUGGAGAGUACAAAGCGAUGCUUUGCAGGAGGGAAAAGCCCAGCACAGUGGCCUGACUGCAAUCGUGUGUGUGAGGCACUUUUUAUUCAACUUUGCGAGGAGUAUCGUGGACCCAGGCGCAUUGAUGGAGUCAGGAAAGAGCGUUGGAGCCUUGUCACCAAAGCAUAUCUUCACAUCCGCCAAGUCAUUCUAGAUAAUGCCAUGGUGAUGAUGAAGACCACCAUCCAGCUCCCGGUGAUGAAUACUGCAACCAUCGCUAGUUGGUACAAUAAACUUCAGAAAAAGCAGAAGAGCAUGCUGGAGCAAGGCCUGUCUAUUACAAAGAACACUAAUGUGAGCCCAGAGAGCUUGCCUCUUGCAGUUGUAAGGAAAGACAGGCCCUGUGUCCCGACCAGCAGUGUGGCAAAUCCCCACGUCUUUGUCCUGCCCCCUAACACGGCAGGGACGGCGCAGCUGAAACACCUGCAUCACAACCUCUCCUGCUUGCACCACAACCUCUCCUGCUUGCACCACAACCUCUCCUGCCUGCACCGCAAUCUCUUCUGUUUGCACCACAACCUCUCCUGCCUGCACCACAAGCAGUACUUCGGAAAUUGGUACUGCCAAGCCACAGCCACUACAACUCUGGCUGAGUGGAAGGCCUCAUUUGAAGCCCGGGGUUAUGGCAAAAGGAAAGAUGCACCACCACAACAGCAAAGACGUUCAUGGACUCACGUUGUUGCUGUGGUCGAGAAUCAAAAUGACUCAUGUGUCACUUUCACACGCACACAUGUACUGAACAGGAAGUGUGUGUUUGUGUGUAAACGACAUGUCUUUGUUUGUGUAGGAGAGGUGGACUAUAAGGAGAUCGGAGACUGCGUCCACGCGUCGGCUCACAGCUCGACUGACCUCUGUCUGCCCGCCCUUGACUAUCUACGCAAGUGUUCACAGCUGCUGGCAAAGAUCUACAAGAUGUCGUCCAAGCCCGUGUUCCUGGGGGCGAGGCUCGCCAGUCUGCCCAUGAGGUCACAGGAGCGCUCCAUCAGCAGCGAGGACGGGAUGGACUGUGUCCUCCAGGAGUUUGACGAUGACACAGGUCUGAUCCAGGUCUGGAUUCUGUUGUUGGAGCAGCUCACGGCUGCAGUUUCCAACUGUCCUCGAAAACAUCAACCACCAACUCUGGAGCUGCUGUUUACACUGAUGAGAGAAGUGAGCUGUGUCCCAGGUCCAGGCUUCGCCAUCUUUGCCGUCAUCCAGCUUCUGCUUCCUGUGAUGUCACUGUGGCUGCAGCGUAGCCAUGGCGACCACUCUUACUGGGAUGUGGCAGCAGCAAACUUCAAACAUGCCAUUGGUCUGUCGUGUGAGCUGGUGGUCGAACACGUCAACAGUUUCAUCCACUCAGACAUCGGCUACGAGUCGCUGAUAAACCUGAUGUUGAAGGAUCUGUUUAAGCUGCUGGUGGCCUGUGUGUCUGAACCUGCAGAGACCAUCUCCAGAGUGGGCUGCUCCUGCAUCAGGUAUGUGCUGGUCACAGUUGGUCCCGUGUUCACGGAGGAGAUGUGGCGUUUGGCGUGCUGCGCCCUGCAGGACGCUUUCACCGCCACGUUAGAACCUGUCAAGAACCUGCUCGCCUGUUUCCACAGCGGCAGCGACAGUUUCUCAGGAGACGCCUGUGAGGUGAAGGUGGCGGCGCCGUCUCACUCGCCCUCGGCGGAGGCCGAGUACUGGAGGAUCAAAGCUAUGGCUCAGCAGGUUUUCAUGUUGGACUCUCAGUGUUCACCAAAGACGCCAAACAGCAAGGACGGCUUUGAGCACGCUCAGUCCUGUGUCCUCAUCAUCGAGCUGCCGUGUGACCAACAGGCUAAUGGACACACACAGAAGAGGAAAAUUGGGAUCCCGUUCCGGAACAUCGUGGUCAGCCUCCUGUCACACCAGGUCCUGCUGCAGAACCUCUACGACAUCCUGCUGGACGAGUUUGUCAAACAGCCCGAGGGUCAUGAGAGGGUCACGCCCGUGACCUCUGACCCCGGCAAACCCUCCCCGGGCUUCUUACGCUACAUCUCCAUGACCAACUUAGCCAUCAUCCUGGAUCUGCUGCUGGACUCGUACAGGACGGCUCGGGACUUUGACACUCGUCCUGGUCUCAAGUAUCUGCUCAUGAAGGUGUCAGGUGUUUGCGGAGCGGCUAAUCUUUACCGACAGUCGGCCAUGAGCUUCAACCUGUACUUCCAGGCUCUGCUGAGCGCCACCUUGAGUCAGGCUGAGGGAAUGACGCCACAGCAGGUGAAGAGGAUUCUGUACGAGGAGGAAGAGGGGAGUUCUGACUCCUCCCACCCUGGUUCUGCUUCAUCAGAGGACGAAGACAUAUUUGAAGAGACAGCACAGGUCAGUCCUCCACGUGGGCGGGACAGACGGCACCCGUGGCGAGCGCCCGUGCCGUCGCUCAGUGUGCAGCCAGUGGGCGGGGCAGACUGGGCGUGGCUUGUCAAACGCCUGUAUAAGCUGUGCAUGGAUCUAUGUAACAGUUACAUUCAGAUGCACCGCGACCUGGAGAGCACGCUGGAGGAGGUGGGGCUGCUGAGGGGCGGGGCCGACCAUGUCUUCUUCCUGCCUCUCUUCCAGUCAGAGACGUCCACACCCACAUCAUUAGGGGGGUUUUCUGCGAGGGGCACACCCUCAGAGGAAGGCGGGUACAAGUGUCAGGUGACGGACGUCAGCACAACGUCACCUGGAGACGUGACCACACCCAGUCCCGGAUUCAGCUCUACAGGAAGUCUGCCUCACCACUUCCAGUGCGGAGGAGGAGAGAGGCGGGACUCCGGCAUGACGUCAAGCUCGUUAGGAGGCGGAGUUCCGGGUGGUGUUUCGGGACCGGGGCGGAGGAAGGAAUGGUGGGAAAAUGCGGGAAACAAACUUUACACCAUUGCCACGGACAGAAGCAUCAGUAAACUGAUGUUGGAGUACAAACGCAGGAAGCAGCCGCAGCCGGCGCCGCAGAACCUCGUCAACAUGUUCAUGAAGGAGCAGGGCCGCGCCCCCACUGCCGGCACGGCAACAGGGGGAGGAGGAGGAGCCACCGGGGAGAGGAGGAGCCCUGCCGAGCCACAGAGACCCCUGCAAAGACCUCAGCAGCUGGUGGACCAGCAGGGGCCGCCACUGAGACACUCGGUCAGCGCCGGACCUGAAGUUCUGAGGCAGGAGAGACCGAGGUCCGGGUCAACGGUCAGCUCCCAUAACGUUUCCCUAAGGGAUGCCGAGGCCCAGAUACAGGCGUGGACCAACAUGGUCCUGACACUCCUUAACCACACCCUCCUCCUGUCAGACUCCGCCUUCCUGGCGCUCCAGCCUGCGCUGUAUCCGUGCCUCAGUCAGCUGUCCUGUCACGUGACCGACGGCCGUGUCCGCCAGGCGCUGCGUGAGUGGCUCAGCCGCGUGGGACGACUUUAUGACAUCAUCCUGUGAGGAGGAGGAGGAAGAGGAGGAGGACACUGGCAGACGUCAUGUGACCGUGCAAUGAAUUCUGGGAAACUGUGGUUCAAGCCCACUUUUACCUUUAUUUACACCUGUGAUCGGAGCAGAGCAGUGGCUGAUGGGUAAACGUCAUGUGACUCAGAGAAAGAGGCGGAGUUUACGACCCGGUGACAUCAUCAACUGGAAGUUUCAACCUUUGACCAGAGGUGUCGUGACCUUUUGAACCUUCAUGAUGAUGAUGAUGUCAUCGUCUGAAACCAAAGAUGAGUCAGCUGAUCAUCGAUAUUGUGUUUCUUCUUCUUCUUCAUGUGUUUUUUAAAGGUCAAGUCGUGCUGCUCUUCUCUGAUUCGUUGUCACGCCGCCGCUCUGUGUGUUGCGUUUAAGGACCGUCGUAAACACUGGACCCUGUGUGUUUGAACUUAUGUUGUUUACCGUGUUCGCAAACUCUUCACUUCUGAAAACUGACAUGACGAUGAUUUUGAAUUUAAAAACGCACGCAGAGAACAUGUGAGUGCCACGCAGUGAGGACCGCGGCCCCGCUGGGAUUCAAACCCUGUGCCUGCAGUGCUGUGUAUGUGACCCGUUGUGUGUGUGAAUGUAUGAAUUUGACCACGUUUGUGUUGUCAUUUAAA
Solea senegalensis (Senegalese sole) is the source of this 4835-nucleotide messenger RNA. Its product is annotated as brefeldin A-inhibited guanine nucleotide-exchange protein 3-like. The record is from RefSeq and is a predicted model, not a curated record. The transcript is spliced from 22 exons. The coding region runs from base 1 to 4194 and encodes 1397 amino acids. Lineage: Eukaryota; Metazoa; Chordata; Actinopteri; Pleuronectiformes; Soleidae.